AUGGAGCGAAAUCAAGACAGCGAUGCGAACGAUGCGGCGUGGUUGGAUGCAUUGCCGGAAGAAUGCAUCUCAAUAGUGGUUUCCCAUACAUCGCCACGAGAUGCUUGCGUUGUGGCUUCGGUUUCGAAAACGAUGAAGUCGGCGGCUGAAUCAGAUUUGGUUUGGGAGAAGUUUCUUCCGGCGGAGUACUUGUCUCUUGUUCCUAGGUCGAUAGAAUUCUCGUCGAAGAAAGAGAUGUAUAUGUCUCUUACUGAUGAUUCCGUUCUAAUCGACGACGGGAAAAAGAUGUUUUGGUUGGAGAAAGGAAGUGGGAAGAAGUGUUACAUGUUAUCUGCAAUGGAUUUAAAUAUCAUAUGGAGUGAUUGUUCUGUUUAUUGGCAAUGGAAUACUGUUCCUGAAUCUAAGUUUGAGAAAGUAGCGCAGCUUCGUUACGUGUAUUGGUUUGAGAUUCGGAGCAAGAUAAGUUGCGGAAUGCUGUCCAAGGGGACACAUUACUCUGUAUACGCAGUGGUCAAGAUAGAAAGUUAUGGAUCACGCGGGUUAGAUGACACGCCCAUGGAAGCUCAAGUCGGGUUUGUAGGGGAGGAAGCUAGCAAAACGUUUGUGUUACUCCAACCAAGGGAUACAUACCGGCGCGGUGGUUAUCGUGGUUGUUACUCGAGUGGUUCUGGCACACUGAUGGAAGAAGUUGAAGAAGAAAGGGAGACUAGUGAGAGUGUGGAGGAGCCAAAGCAGAGAGGAGAUGGGUGGAAUGAAGUGAAGCUUGGGAGCUUUUACAUCAGUGAUGGUGGUUGUGAUGAUGGUGAUGAGAUUGAGUUUUCUAUUGUGGAGAUUAAGAAGAGAAAUUACAAGAGUGGUUUGAUUCUCCAGGGGAUCGAGAUAAGGCCUAUGAUAUAA
Molecule: messenger RNA, 897 nt
Organism: Eruca vesicaria subsp. sativa (arugula)
Lineage: Eukaryota; Viridiplantae; Streptophyta; Magnoliopsida; Brassicales; Brassicaceae
Source: the annotation of a GenBank genome assembly